Trichophyton rubrum CBS 118892 is the source of this 1178-nucleotide messenger RNA. RefSeq lists its product as uncharacterized. The transcript is spliced from 2 exons. The record is from RefSeq and is a predicted model, not a curated record. Gene Ontology annotation, molecular function: RNA binding. NCBI's taxonomy places the organism in Eukaryota, Fungi, Ascomycota, Eurotiomycetes, Onygenales, Arthrodermataceae. The coding region runs from base 722 to 994 and encodes 90 amino acids. Gene Ontology annotation, cellular component: U2 snRNP; U4 snRNP; spliceosomal tri-snRNP complex. Gene Ontology annotation, biological process: spliceosomal snRNP assembly; RNA processing.
GUAUAGUACUCAGAAUACAGUAUUAUCAAUUUAUACUGUAAGUCAUAGUACAAUUUUGGUAUAAAAGAUAAAGGCCAUGUCCUCUUGUUCUAUACAUAUUAUACCGUAGUUUUUAGUAUAUUAAACAGAGUAUUCAUCCAAGUCUCUGGGGGCAUCUCUUGUAAUUAUAGCAAAGAAGAAGCAGAGGAAGAAGAGGUGAAGUUAAAACUUGCCUGAUCAGUCAUAAUCUUGGCCCAAUCAGCUUUAGCUUCCAUCAGGUCACGUGGCUGAUAAGAUCUUCCAAUUUUGAAGCUUCGGUCGUCGAAUAAAGAUAUCAACAGACCAAAUCAUCAGCUCUGCAAGCUCAAUCUCUCUAGCUAUAUUGGGGAUUCUCAUUUAUUUUGUCAUACUUUUGCCAUAACUCUGGUCCCCUUCUCAACUUGUGUACACGUGCCAGCUACUAAUUCUAUAUCUUCAAGAUGAAGCUUGUCAGGUUUCUUAUGAAAUGUGCGAAUGAGACUGUUACAAUCGAACUAAAGAAUGGUGAGUGGUUAAGCGAUGUGUACCUCCGAUAGACAGAUGUGAGCGAGAACUUUGCGGUUCUCAAUACCACCAAGAUCAAGGCACACACUGCGCUAAAUGCGGAUUAAAACCCACCUGCGUGGGAAUUUUUGAAUAAAUCUAACGAACUUUACCCGUAGGAACCAUUCUCCAUGGGACAAUAGCUUCCGUCUCCCCGCAAAUGAACACCGCGCUGCGCACCGUCAAGAUGACCCCCAAGGGCCGUGACCCAAUCUCCCUCGAUUCAAUAAACAUACGCGGUUCCACCAUAAGAUACUACAUCCUACCCGACAGUCUCCCUCUUGAUACCCUACUUGUCGAUGACCAGCCUAAACCAAAGAACAAGGCACGAAAGGAAAGUGACCGUGGUGGGCGCGGCGGUGGCAGAGGUGGCCCUAGAGGAAGAGGUGGACGAGGAGGUGGCAGAGGGCGUGGCCGGGGCCGUGGAUUCUAAGUGUCCGUUGUGGCGUGUUGAAUUUGCAGUGCUGUUAAUCCAGGUUUGGCGUUCUUUUACAAAAUGUGCCCUGUGAUGGCAAGGAAAGACGGCAGAAAUAUCUCACAAAUAUAAGCUUGUACGGUUUCAUGAGAAGGGGAAAUGGUAUGAGCACCAGAGACCUAUAUAUUAUUCUUCCCUAAUA